Dermacentor andersoni is the source of this 1745-nucleotide messenger RNA. The record is from RefSeq and is a predicted model, not a curated record. Lineage: Eukaryota; Metazoa; Arthropoda; Arachnida; Ixodida; Ixodidae.
UUUACUUUUCCAUUCAGGGACGAUUCACCGUGGGACAAGCAGCCGACUUUGUCUCUACCUCCGAAUUUUCGAAAAUCGAUGAAGAAAAGUUCCGCGAAUGCGCCGUCGCCGAUCCCAAAAACACCGUUCUUGCUGUGUGCUACACAUCGGGAACCACUGGCUUGCCCAAGGGCGCUGAGGUGACUCACUUCAGUUACGUGGCGUGCUUCUACACAGCCAGGAUUCACGUGCCCUGGGGAGAGCCAGACAUCCUUCUUGGCUUGAACCCGAUCACACAUCAGGCGGGCAUGCUGUACGGCAUGAUAGCUGUUCUUGACGGCGCAACGUAUGCACUUGUACCAGCGAACAUGACCCCUCUGGAAAUAAUGGACGCUGUCGACAAACACAAGGCGACGGCAGCACAAAUGUUCCCAGGCAGGCUUCAAGCUCUGGUGCGUGAAAUGCGGCGCGCUGGCAGAACGCUGCCCAGCAUGCGGGGCAUCGGCGCGGGUGGCAGCUUCCUUUCGACGCACUUGGCCGAAGAAUCUCGUAGAGUGUUCGGUGGUCUAGAGCUCCUGGUGCACGUAUAUGGAACUACCGAAGCCUGCUGCUGUGUUACUUCUCAGCCUAAGAGCAAAGAGCUCAGCAUCAGCGCUGACGUCGGCUUCCCUGCUACGAAUGUUACAAUCAAGAUAGUUGAUGUGCUUACGGGUGAGAAACUCGGUCCCCAUAAAACAGGUGAAGUCUGCUAUCGCGCAGAGUCGAUGAUGAGAGGAUACUACAAACGACCCAAAGAAACCGCUGAUCUGAUCGACGAGGACGGUUGGAGCAAGUCAGGUGACACAGGCUACUACGACGAAGACGGCCGGAUCUAUAUCGUCGAGCGCCUUAAGCAGCUGAUCAAGUGCUUGGACAACCCCGUGAUUCCCGCCGAACUGGAAGAGCUUCUUCUCCGGCAAUACGCGUCUGAUAUUGCCGAGGUGGCAGUUGUGGGAAUCCCGAAUCCCGACUACGGAGAGGCGCCCGCGGCUGCAGUGGUGCUCACAGACGAGGGCCGCAGGAAAGACACAGAGCUGCUCGCCGAACAGAUUAAGGCAACAGUAGCGAGUAGCCAUGCUUUGCACAGGCAUCUAUACGGCGGUGUCUUCUUCGUGGAUUCACUACCAAAAACGGACACCGGAAAAGUCACCAGAGCCACUUUGGUUCGCUCUCUCGCGCGACGCAAGUAACAACGUGGUGAUCUACCUGUUACUAACCUGUUCAACAUGUGCGCGCGACAUUUGCAUAGGGAAUGCGACUUUCCAAUAAACUAUUGAAUUAGCCUAACCAUUUCCGGCUCCCUAGUAACAGCUCUUCGAGAGAAAGCCUAACCUAUCUGUCCUUUGUUCCAACCUCAGUCAAGGUUGACCGCUAAUAUGUGAAAACGAAAGUGGUAGCUAUAAAUAGUUGAUACAGGCUAAUAGAGCACUAACCUUCCUAAUAACCGGACGAUCUCGUUUAUGAGUACAAUUUCGAGUUUUACAACGGAAAUAAUGUUAGCUUGUCCCACGCGUAAAACUCGAACGGAAGCUCUAAACGAGGAGUCCCACUGCUGUACACGCGUCAUACAUAACUCCUUUUGACAGUGGCAUUAGGUUGCGUCCCUACAUUGAUUGUGGCAGAAACAAUUUCACAACGACUGUCGACGGCAAUGCGUUAUUUCUGAAUCUUUAAUUCAAGGGUAGAAAUGAUAAGUUAUGGGGUAAUAAAAAUGUUGAACAGCAAAU